Messenger RNA from Engraulis encrasicolus (European anchovy), 5366 nucleotides. Its product is annotated as adenylate cyclase type 4-like. The transcript is spliced from 26 exons. Gene Ontology annotation, molecular function: adenylate cyclase activity. Gene Ontology annotation, cellular component: plasma membrane. The record is from RefSeq and is a predicted model, not a curated record. Gene Ontology annotation, biological process: intracellular signal transduction; adenylate cyclase-inhibiting G protein-coupled receptor signaling pathway; adenylate cyclase-activating G protein-coupled receptor signaling pathway. The coding region runs from base 967 to 5193 and encodes 1408 amino acids. NCBI's taxonomy places the organism in Eukaryota, Metazoa, Chordata, Actinopteri, Clupeiformes, Engraulidae.
GUAGCCUGCUGUGAGAACAACUAAUGUGAAGAGGAGAGGGAGGCAACUUGGUGAAGUACAGUGUGGCGUCGUUUUUUCCAGAAGUUUGUAAAUACCAUGGCCGUGUUAAUUGUUUGCUCUAAUUGAAUAGAUGACGGUGAAGCAAUAAGGUGGGGUAGUGAUUAUCGCCCUUCGGAGUUCAUUCAAGUGCGCGGUUAUCUCAUAGAUUAUCUCCAAAUCCUGGGGAUGAACGUGGUGAUAAUGUCAACACGCGAGAAUGGAUGUUCGUUGAGUUGCCAAAAGACACAUCUUAAGAAGCUGACAUCUACCUGGACACAUUUUGGGAACUGGUCUUAAGCCCCUGAUACCAAGGUUGCAGUAGUAGCCCCCAAACCAUCAGCCAGCACCACCACCACGACAGGUGCUCUGCUUACAACCCAGGAAGCUCACCUUCUUCCAUCUAAGAAGCCUGCCAGCCAGCCGCACAUACAGAAAGAGAGAGAGAGAGAGAGAGAUAGAGAGCGAGAGAGAGAGAGAGAGAGAGAGAGAGAGAGAGAGAGAGAAAGAGAACCAGCUGUGACUAAGCUCUACCCAUUUCAGUGUGCUUUGCAUUAGUGUCUUUUUAAUUUAUUGUAAGGAAACACAAAGCUGUUCUUUUCUAGAUGCUUCUAUUUAUUCUUUUUAAGUAUUUGCUGUUUAAUUGCUGUAUGAAAAAUCCUAGGGAAAGUAUAGUUGAGAUGUCGCAAAAAUAGACCAUAUGACAUUCCAAAACUAAAUAAACCAAAGAAGAAAUUUAGAAGAAAUCUGAAACACUGAAGGAAGUUGGUUAUCAGAUAGGUCUAAGUCAUGAUAGUCAGAUAACCGACUGACUGUCAAAACACGUUAAGACACACACAGACGCAAGAUAAGAUGAGAUGAGAUAAGAGCUAAAAGUCAGACAGGCAGUUUAGUUAGUUAGUUUGUUAGCUAGUUAGCUAGUUAGUCAUCAUGCAGGAUGACCCUCAGGGCUACCUGGACAUGGCAGGUAAGGCUGUAGAGGAACUCAAAAAGCCCAGUGGUAGCCAUGGUGACAACAAUGGCCCCAACAUCGACACCGUCCUAGAGCUCUCAGACCUGACAGGGCUGCAUGCGGACGACCAGCACAACAGCACACCCAAUGACACAGCACCGUCGCUGGGUGAUGAUGUCAUCAGGAUUCAUGUCGAGGAUCUUACCGGUCAGGGAAGUGGCAGCAAGGAGUACGCUGAUGAUGCCACCAAUGGUAGUAAUGGUUUUAGGACUCGUGCUGAUGAUGUCACAGCACAGAAUGAUGACAUCAGGACUACCACAAAGUCACCCGAAGUGCAUAGGGAAGAACAGGACUCUUGUAAUGGUGUCAAAUCCUCUCCAUCACUCAGUGAUGAAGUUAGCAGGGUACAGGACAGUGUCAAUGGCAGGUCCCAAAGUGACAACGUAGUACUUAGCAACGCACCGGCAUACAUAGAGCUAGGUGUGGCGCGGACAGAGCAGGCACCUGAGCCCCUGCAACCUCGCUGGUCUCGCCAGGACACACAGACCACCACAAACCAACCUUCCUCACAUCAAGGACACUCUGCUGUCUGGGACAAUACAGUUCAAUCCUUACCUGCAGGACACUCGGCAGGACACUCCCCAGGACACUCGUCUGCAGACACACAGGAGAGCUCACAUAAGGACCCUGAGCCACCUGAAGGACCCUCCAUCAAGGACUCUACGGCAGGUGCCAAGUGCAAAGUCACCCCCACUCCCUCUAAAAACCCUUCCUCUGUAGCGGUUAACUUGGACUCUCGCAACUCAGAAUCGCAAAGUAGCGAUACCGUAGCACAGAAUAUCGAUCCUAGCUUAGACGUGUUAGAGGCUGGGGAAACUAGUAGCAGACGUGAGAGUGUGGUCGGGGACACGGCCUUCAGUCCAGACUCCGAAGACCACAUGAACGGCAGCCGUCACAGCCUCAGCUCCGAGCAUCCUACGGAGGCGUCGACGGUGCCUUACAGCGAGACCUUCAACUCCUCGGACUCCUUAAACGGUCAGUCUACCUCGGGCGAGGCAGCCAGCGAUGUUGCCCUAGUGGCCUGCGAUGCGGACGAUGUCGUGGACCAAUCGCGGAAGAGCUUUGCCGAGAACGUGUGCUGCUGUUGCCGGGCGGUGCAGGGGGCGUUCCUUCGUUGCCAGGAGGAGACUCCGGCCAUGGUGACCGGCGUGGUGCUGAGCAUCCUCUUCUGCGUGACCAUCAUCGUCGUCAUCCCCACCACACGUCAGGUAUCGGUUCAUGUGGGAGCGUUGGCGGUGGUGUGCGUGGUGCUGUGUGUGUGCGUGCUGCUGCUGGUCAGUCUGCCGUGGCAGCCCUUCCUGCGCCGCUGUGGCACCCUGCUGGCCCUCUCCAUCUGGGUCUGCCUCUACGUCACCGCCUGGGUCUUCACUUUCACCGGCGGACCUGUUACCGCAUGGGAACAGGUUGCCUUCUUCUUGUUCCUGUCCCUGAGUGUGUACACGGUGCUUCCUCUGCCCGUGUCCUGGGCCCUGGUGGUGGGCGUGGGCACCAGCGUCACCCAUGUCAUCGUCAUCAGCAUCUACGUCCCUGUCACCUCACCUGACAUGCCGGACCUAGCGGUACAGCUGGUGGCUAACGCUGUGUUGUUUGCGUGUGUGAACUGCGUGGGGGCGUUCCACAUGUGGUUGUCCAUGAGGGCCACCAGGAAGUGUAAUAAGGACCGCGAGACAUUCAGCAACACACGCUCCAAACUGGCCCUGCAGAAAUACAAACAGGAGCAUCUGCUACUGUCUAUUCUACCGCGCUGCGUGGCCAUUGAGAUCAGGGCCGAGGUCACCAAGCGCCUCUCGGAGAACCAGCCCGACCGAGCGCAGAACUUCCACAGCCUCUAUAUACAACAGCACAAAGACGUCAGUAUCCUGUAUGCGGACAUCGUGGGCUUCACGCGGUUGGCCAGCACCUGCACCCCAGAGGAGCUGGUGGCGGUGCUCAACAAGCUGUUUGGACGCUUCGAUGACAUCGCCAAGGCAAAUGAGUGUUUGCGCAUUAAGAUUCUUGGGGAUUGCUACUACUGUGUGUCCGGCCUGCCGUACGCUAAACCCAAGCACGCUAGCCACUGUGUGAAGAUGGGCCUUGACAUGUGCACUGCCAUCAAUAAACUGCGCAUAGCCACCGGAGUGGACAUCAGCAUGAGGGUGGGCGUGCACACCGGCAACGUCCUCUGCGGCGUGAUUGGCCUACAGAAGUGGCAGUAUGACGUCUGGUCACAUGACGUGACGCUAGCCAAUCAUAUGGAGUCUGGGGGAUUGCCAGGGAGGGUCCACAUCACAGAGGAGACCCUGAGACACCUGGGUGGGGCGUACCAAGUGGAGGAAGGGCAGGGGGAGACGCGGGACCCUUACCUGGCUGGCAGGAGAACCUACCUGGUCAUCGACCCACACAUAGAGGACGACACGGGCAAAAAACCUGAGCCCUCCUACCAUCUGACAGUGAGUGGGCGUAAGCAGCGAGCCUCAGUGCGCAUGUCGCAGUACCUACAGUCCUGGAAAACCAUCAACCCCUUCUCUGACCUCAGCCACCCUGAUGCUCCACACACACGACGUGGUGCACCCAGACAGACAGGCACUCGGGAUAACAGCUCUCCGCAGGUGUUGAGUGAGGGCCGCUUCGAGUCUCUGGACCCACUCAACGCAGCUAAAACAAAAGCAAAGAAGAUGGACUGUUUAACCCUGCUCUUCAAUGACCACACACUGGAGAAACAGUAUCGUCUGAUUGAGCUGAAAGGCAUGCAUAAGUCAGCCAUAUGCCUAGCCGGCAUCUUCUGCACCAUCUUUACAGUCCAAAUGCUCGUCUCAGAGAAGAACGUGGCCAUGGCUGUGUCAUAUGGUGUGACUCUUCCAGUGCAGCUGUUGGUGCUACUUCUGCUGCUAGUUUGCAGUGGCUCCUUCAAGCGUUGGUCCACUAAGAUCCCAGACGGUGUGCAGUGGGUGUCGUGUGCGGUGGACGGCGUGCCUCGCGUGGUCCUCAGGCUCCUAUUGGUCAUCUUCUGUCUCCUCAUCACCCUGCUGAUGGCCAUGCUCAACCUAUACUUUGCUCCAGGAAUGAACUGUACCCAGCCCAUUGAAGACCUGGACUUGUACACAGUGCCUUACUACUUGUUCUGUUGUCUGCUGGCCAUGCUAAGCGUGGUGGUGUUUGUGAGGGUCUCAUUCUCCGUCAAGUUCCUGCUCCUCUCCCUGGCCCUGGCCGUCUACCUGGCCCUCUUCCUGCACGUCUACCGGGUCAACUCUGAAUGCUACAUCAGCCACCUCUACUCCAACUACAGCCACGAACCGGGAGUCCUGAAGGAUCCUAGAAUUAUGUCUGGAAUUUGGCUCGUUAUAUUCUACUUCAUCUGCCUCACCUUGGCAAGACAAGACGAGCUGAGCUAUCGCCUGGAGUUCCUGCUGGAUCGCUGCUUCAAGGCCGAGAAGAACGAGAUGGAGACCAUGGAGAACGUCAACAAGCUGCUGCUGGAGAACGUCCUGCCUGCUCACGUCGCCUCCGUCUUCAUGGACAGGAAAUCCUUCACCAACGACUAUCUCUACAGCAAGUCGUGCGAGUGUGUGUGCGUGAUGUUCGCCUCGGUGCCGGACUUCAAGGCCUUCUACACGGAGAGCAGCGUCAAUCACGACGGCCUGGAGUGCCUACGCUUCCUGAACGAGAUCAUAGUGGACUUCGAUGAGCUGCUGUCCAAACCAAAGUUUCAUAAUGUUGAGAAGAUUAAGACAGUGGGCAGUACGUACAUGGCAGUGGCGGGACUCGCCAAGUGCUCCAAGACAGAGGAGAGACAGGACUGUGAUGUGUCCUACAGCCACGUGCGCAGCAUGAUCGAGUUCGCCAUGGCCCUCAUGAGGAAACUGGAGAACAUCAACGCACACUCCUUCCAGAAUUUCAAACUCAGAAUAGGAAUAAACCACGGGCCAGUGAUUGCGGGGGUGAUUGGGGCUCAUAAACCCCAAUAUGACAUCUGGGGGAACACUGUCAACGUGGCCAGCAGAAUGGACAGCACGGGAGAACUGGAUAAGAUACAGGUGACGGAGGAGACCAAGAAGGUGGCAGAGCUGCUGGGCUUCAGUGUGACCUUGAGAGGGGUCAUCGCCGUCAAGGGCAAAGGAGAGCUCACCACAUACUUCAUCAACCACGAACAAUCACUGCAUCCCUAACCCCCAGUCCAACCCCCACCCCCAUAUAACAACGACCUUUCACUAUGGUCAUUAUGGUGAAGGACAAGCAAGAGCUACAGUAGUCACCUACUACAUCAAUCACGAUCACUCACUCCAUCCUUAAGCACUUACCUCAAUAGCGACCUUUCAUGAAAACCUUACAACAACAACCA